Brettanomyces bruxellensis is the source of this 1836-nucleotide messenger RNA. RefSeq lists its product as uncharacterized. Gene Ontology annotation, biological process: SNARE complex assembly. Gene Ontology annotation, molecular function: SNARE binding. Gene Ontology annotation, cellular component: lytic vacuole; endosome. The coding region runs from base 1 to 1836 and encodes 611 amino acids. Lineage: Eukaryota; Fungi; Ascomycota; Pichiomycetes; Pichiales; Pichiaceae. The record is from RefSeq and is a predicted model, not a curated record. The transcript has a single exon.
AUGUCUAUUUCCAGUCAAUUUGAUUGUUCCAGAUCUUCACCAAAUGUUGAAUUCAUGGAUAACCUAACUUUGCUGGCACCAAAUGUUAGGCGAGUACGACAUAUACAGACAAUUUCAAUAUUGAAUAUAACUUUUGCCUCUGAAAAAACUAAAGAUACGUCUCUUACUUCAGAUACAGUUUGCAGACGAUCGAUGAAGCUGGACAAGUGCUACGCAGAUGGAACUGUACAUGGUGUGUUACCUUCGCAAAAGGAAUGUGAUUGUGAAAGGGUAUUAGAUAACGAUCAAGAUAUAUUGAAUCAGGAGAACCCAAUCAAAAAGCAGAAAAUUUUACAGGAGUUAAAGGAUACAACGUUUUUCGAUACGUUUUACACGUUGAAUAAAUUUAUGGACAUUGAUUCUCCUUUUUACAUCAGCCGAAUCUUUCACGGAGGUACUAAUAUUCAGGAAGAUGUAAGCUUCGAUGAAAUUAACGAGAAUUCAUUAUCAUUAAAUCUGUUCAUAAAUUACAAAGGUAAGUGGUGUUUCCUAAAUCAAUAUCAUAUUAUGUUACCUCUUAUGAAAUGUAUAGGAGAUGAUCUGAAGAAAAUAAAUAAACUAUUUUGGAAGAAACCUAACUUCUUAACAAUAAAAUUUUCCGACAAUUGUUGUUACAUUCCAUCAAACUCUAAUGUGCCAAAAUAUGUGAUAAAUACUUUACAGAAAAGGCAAAUUCAGAGGAGCCAACAAAAAGCUAAAGUGUUGUAUCCGAGUAGACUUACAACUUGUACAUAUGACCAGAUAAUGAAGCUUAACAAUUUAAGGACCUGUGUUAAGGAUCUUGUGAACAUCAAAAAAACCAUAUGUGAUCAGUUACAUUUUACAACAAGGAGUGCAAAUGCGAGGCCAGAAAGUAGGCACGUUAUAUUUUCAAGUGUCGAUGCUUUAGAAAGCACGUUAGAUAACAAGCAGCUUUAUAAUGUAGAAUUAUCACGACGAAUUGAAUGCAUGCGAUUAAGCAUCAAUCAAAAGAAAAAAUUAAUUAAUAACAUUUUCAACCCAUUAUUAAAAUAUUAUCCUAAGCCAAGGAUAGAUAGCAUAGAGAACGAUCUACGGGAUAAUCUUUCCGGGUUUGAUCAGAUUGAAAAUGAUAUAAACAUUGAGAAAGCCCGAAUUGCAAAAGACAUCCUAUACAUAUUUCCUAUACAACGGGUAUCAACACCUAACGGUUCAUCUUUGAAAAAGAAUUAUGAGCUACUUGGUUACAGAUUUCCACCUUCGUCGACUCGUCGCAGGUUAUUAUCCAUAUUAAUGAAGUUGCAAAGAGCUCAGAUGUUGAGACUAAGUGCAUUAACCGGAUAUAUAUCAUAUAUCAUCAAUUUGUAUGCUCAUUAUCUUCGGGUUACUCUUCGUUACCCAAUUCGCUACUUGGGUUCCAGAUCAUACAUUCGAGAUUUCGUUAGCCCCAAGGCUACAAAGAACGGUAUUUUUCCACUAUUCCUCACUCAGAAUACCACACUUGCAUUAAAAUUUACGUAUGGGUUGAUGCUUUUGACCAGUGAUUUAGAACAGUUGUUCAAUAAUGAGCAACUAUAUAAAAUUGAUGAUUUGAAUUUACUCUUUAAUCUCCAUACUUUUUUACAGGGUAUGGCUACUUAUGGGACAAACUUCGAAAAUCGAGUUGAUUCGGUUGGCAAGCAUAAUUGCAAACAGUUUGCUUUUAAUAUUGGUACAGAAUCGCAGGAUCCAGGUGAACGCAUUGCAUUUUCAAAAAGAGCCCUGAAUCAGACGUUUGUUAGCCAAGAAAGAGAAAGCCACAUAAGAAAGCAUCUUUUGGGUAAUAUAAACGAUGUAUAA